AUGAAACAACCAGUUGAAUAUUUAAAUAAUGAUACUACACCAUGUUUAAAAUGUGAAAAUCAUGCUAUAUUAAUUGCAAGAACUGAUUAUUAUUGUAAAGAUUGUUUUAUUAGAUUUGUUAGAGGUAAACAAAGAAAACAAAUGGUUAGUGAACAAUAUAGAGCUAAAUUUGGAAUACAAGCUGAAAAAUAUGGAAUUCAAAAAGUAUUACUUGCUUUCUCGGGUGGUAUUACAUCUAUGGUAUUAUUGGAUAUAUUAAGUGAUUUAUUAUUAGAACAACAAAAGACACAUAAGGGAGUAACUGGAUUCAAUUUAAUUAUUGUUAAUAUUGAUGAAUUUGAAAUAUUUUUAUUAAAUAAAAAAAUACAAGACAUUAUCCCAAACUUGAUUCAAAAGUAUAAUGGGAUCAGUAUUGAGUUUAAAGUUUUAUCAUUAGAUUCUUUUAUAAAUGAAGAAUCAUUAUAUAAAAUUUCAUUAAAUGAUGAAUUUAAGUCAUUUUUCAAAGAGUAUAAUCAAGAUAUAACUAUACUAGAUAUACUAAAUCAAACAAUUAACAAAUCAUCAGCUGAAGAUUUAUUAAAUAUAAUUUACAAGAAUUUGUUACUUGAAGUUGCAUAUGUUGAAAAUUGUCAAACUAUAGUAUUGGGUCAUAGUAUGACUAGAAUAGCAAAUGAAAUAGUUGCACUCACUGUUAAAGGACGAGGAUCUGAAAUUCAUGAAUCUAUAAAAGAUCAUACAGAAAUUUAUAAAAACCAUGAAAUCAAAAUAAUGUACCCAUUAAGAGAUGUACUAUAUGCUGAAAUUAUAGAAUAUGGUAAACUUGCAGAUUUAUAUCAAUUUACAAUUGAAUCAACCAUAAAGAAAUCAAAAAUUAGUAAAAAUUUGACAAUUCGAGAUUUAAUAUCAAAUUAUUUUACACAAUUGACGGAAACUGGAUAUGCAAGUACUGCUUCAACAGUAGUUAAAACUGGUGAAAAAUUAGGUAAAUCAAAAGAAAAGAAACUUGGAAACUGUAAAGUUUGUAAUGAAGAGAUAUAUAAAAAUCCAAGUACAUGGUUAAAAACUAUUACUGUUAACGAACCAGCCUCAAUAGAAACAGAAGAAGAAUUGGAAUAUAACAAAUUAUAUAAAGAAAGUACACAAGAAGAAGAAUUGAAAUUAGGCAAUCCAUUAGAAUUAUGUUAUGGUUGUAUUAUAACAUUAGGUGGGUUUAAACAGACAGAUAGUGGAUUAUUAUGGCCCUUAAAAAGUGAAGAAAAGCAAUUGAAUUAUAUAUAUGAAAAUGAUGAAGUUGAAAAGCAACAUAUAUUAGAUGAAUAUACACUUUAA
Molecule: messenger RNA, 1329 nt
Organism: Insectozyma verbasci
Lineage: Eukaryota; Fungi; Ascomycota; Pichiomycetes; Serinales; Debaryomycetaceae
Source: the annotation of a GenBank genome assembly